AUGACUAUGGCAAGUGAUCUUUCAAAUUCAUUUAUGAGAACAGUGUCCUUUGUGGAGCGGAUUGAAGUGGAGUUUCAUGGCAAUGUUAUCUCACAGGCCAUGGUUCUGGCUGAUGUGGAUAAUGAUAUGGCUAAUGAAUUGGUUGUUGGGAACAUUGAUGGCCAGGUGGCUAUAUUCAAAGGCAUGUCACCUCAGCCGUGGAGAAAGAUGGCAGUUAGUGGAAUGCUGACAUGCCUUGCUGUAGGAGAGAUCCAUUUACCUAAAAAGAAUAGCCUUGUAUGCAUGACCGCUGAGGGCUGGUGCUAUGUCUAUGAUGUUCCAUCGCACAUAUCUACACAGAGUAUGUGUACUGCUGAAGAGGACUCAGAGAGUGGCCAUGUCAAACCUUUUUUCACUCAAGAGUUACCAGCUAAUGCAAGAGUUAUGUGCCUUGCUGAUAUUGACUCAGAUGGCCGUGUAGAAAUGGUGAUAGGAUAUUCAGACAGAGUUGUUCGAGCUUUUCGGUGGCAUGAGUUGCCAGAUUCUGACAAUGGACACUUCUUGCUUAUACAAAGAUGGCAGUUAGCAGGGCAGAUUGGAAGCAUAACAGUGAAUUUCAACCAAGACCACCAGCUUGAACUCAUGGUGUCCCAGCCUGGAGCAACAUUUGUUUCCUUGCAAGUGCGGCAAACAUUCCGACACAUCAAGUCUGACAGUUACCUGGACAGGAUGUCUGAAAACAAAACCGAUCAUCCUCUUGAGAGAAGCGGCAGCUUCAUCACACCAGGAAAACAUGAUGGUUCAACAGCUUCUUAUAUGCAUAACUUGCCUGGGCAUGUUAAUAUAUCCAAAUCUGAAAUUUUCUCAAACAAAUCAGACACACUAUCAUACAACUCCGACGCCUCCAACAGAUCGGCAGAAAAUAUUUCAGUCAAGUCCAUGGACACUACAUUAAACAAAAGUGGUAACAAACAACAAAAACAUGAUGGUCAGUCUAUCAGAAAUGAAGUGGUCAAUAGGAGUGGAAAGGCAGACACUUCACCUGAGAAAAAUGAAGUAACGCUGGCAAGGCCUGGCAGAAAAUUAAGCCUAGAUCGGCUGGAGAAUGUUUCUCUGGUGAAACUCAUGGACAGUCCUAAAGAUUACCCUGAAAACGUGUUGGAGAAGUCUAUAGGCAAGCUCAGCUCGAUUCCUGAUUCUCCUUUUGACAUAAUCUACCACCCCCUGGCCCAUAUGCAGACCCGAAAUAAGGACACCAGUACGCUUAUCAUUGGUGGCAUCAGCAGGGGCAGAUCAUCCCACAGCCCAGGCUCUGAUACUGAUCCCUGUCCUCAGCCAAUGUAUUAUGCAUUAGCUACACUUGAUGGGUCAUUAAUCCUGGUAGAGAAUGAUACCAUCAUCUGGUCACUUCAAGUUGACCACUACCUGUUUGCCCUGACAAAGCUGGAUGUUACCGGCAAUGGUAAAGAAGAAGUAGUUUGUUGCUCUUGGAAUGGCCAGACUUAUAUUGUCAACCACAGCAAGGAAAUUGUUCGCUAUCAUUUCCCAGACAGUGUGGCUGCCUUUUGUGCUGGCUAUUUUUCUCUACGAGAUCGCACCAAUGCCCCAUGUUUUGUGUAUGCCACUUUCAACAACCGGAUAUACAUCUACCCUAAUAUCACUUUACCUCAAGUGGAAUCCACUAACUUGGUCAAAGUGUUGAGUAAAAAACCAGAAACCAGUGAACUCCUUCGUAAGCUAAAUAUUAAUGCUGAUGAUGUUGAUUCAUUACAAAAGCUUUAUCGCUGGUGUCUAUAUGGCUAUCCAAGAAAGUCCCAGGGUUAA
This is a messenger RNA of Candidula unifasciata, 1803 nucleotides long. Lineage: Eukaryota; Metazoa; Mollusca; Gastropoda; Stylommatophora; Geomitridae. The record is from the annotation of a GenBank genome assembly.